AUGUCUGAAUUAUUGUUGAAUGAUUCCGGAGUGAAGCAGGAAUUUUUCGAAGAUGAAGUCCCUUUGAUCAAGGCGGAACCAUUUGACUCCACUUCGGAACCGCUUUCCAACGAAAUGUCUGAGAUUGGCUUCGACAACGGCUGUCCAGGUGUUGGCAGAGACCCCUACGGGGAUCUUUUCCUAAUGGAUCCAAAUGAUUUACUGGGUGUGCGCGAAGAAGUCAUUGGAAAUGAAGUGAAUAAUAGCCCCGAGGAUGUUCUUGUUCCUGAUCCUUCCGGAGAACUUACCGAGGAAUCAAAUGAUUCAACCGUAGAUCGCCACGGUCAGCGAAGAAAGAAAGGUAAAUCGAAACAGAUUUUUUCGAAGUUGGAUUCCAUCAACACCGAACAAUCGGAAUCGGACGAACAAGCUCGUCCAGAUUCGCCCCUGCCCAGGUCGGUUGAUGGUUAUCAAGGUAAACAGCAUAUGCAUCAAUUGAACCGCAACAUCUUAGAAGGUUCUACUUUUUUCCUAUGCAACCGCCGUAUAGAGUCGUCAAAUGGCACUCAGUUUUUAGUUAAUAAUCGGUUUACUGCCGUUCCAAGUGACAAGCAUCUUCAGGUUUCACAAGGAGUUCGCGGUCGUCGAGUGAUCUCCAUCAACGGCACCAAUUCAAUACCCGGGAGAAUCCUUUCUUCGAAGCAUGUUCUACGGAAUGCUUUGUCCGGUCUUGCAAACGGUGGUGUCGAACUCCUCCCAGGGAACGGUCCUCGAAUUAGAAUAUGCCAAUGA
Echinostoma caproni is the source of this 771-nucleotide messenger RNA. NCBI's taxonomy places the organism in Eukaryota, Metazoa, Platyhelminthes, Trematoda, Plagiorchiida, Echinostomatidae. The record is from the annotation of a GenBank genome assembly.